Molecule: messenger RNA, 942 nt
Organism: Cottoperca gobio
Lineage: Eukaryota; Metazoa; Chordata; Actinopteri; Perciformes; Bovichtidae
Gene: nudt17
Product: nudix (nucleoside diphosphate linked moiety X)-type motif 17
Exons: 8
Coding region: 145-942 (265 amino acids)
Biological process (GO): NAD+ catabolic process; NADP+ catabolic process
Cellular component (GO): peroxisome; cytosol
Molecular function (GO): NADH pyrophosphatase activity
Source: RefSeq, a predicted model, not a curated record
GCUCAGUCCCACCGUUCCUCCGGGCUCUUAUUUUGAAGUUGUUCACCGGAUGUAGCGUGCUGCUAAAACGAGCCAAAGGACGCUCGCUGUGUCUCCUCUGUCAGGUUCACACCUCCUGGUGGUUCUUGCAGCUGAGGAAGCAUCAUGGACAAAGUGAGGAGGAUCCUGGUUCAUGUUUGUAAAGACCGGGCGGCUCCACAGCGAGCGCAGUUUGUUCAGAGUGUAACGGGGAACUUCAGUGUCUGUGGAGAAGACGAGGUGGAGGUGAACUGCUCUCUGCACAAAAACCAGUUUAUUCUCUCCGGAGCAGACGCAGGACGAGGGAAGCCUCUGAAGAGGCCCGCCUUCUGUCCCAUUAAACACCUGACAGUCACAGAGGCAGCUGCGAUCCCAUUGGACGUCCAGCAGCGUGGUGUGGAUGUGGGCGUGGCCAUCAUCCUGCAGACAGCCAAUCAGAGAGUGUUGCUGACGCGGCGGGCUAAGGAGCUUCGUAUAUUUCCCAACAUCUGGGUUCCUCCAGGCGGCCAUCUUGAGCCAGAUGAGACGCUGCUGGACGCAGGCCUCCGGGAGUUAAAGGAGGAAACUGGACUGAAACUGGAAGCAGAGGGAAGUUCUCCUAAAGUACUGGGACUCUGGGAGUCGGUGUAUCCUGCCAUGCUGUCCAGAGGACUUCCUCAGAGACAUCACAUCGUGGUCUACAUGCUGCUGCUGUCCCCCCUGUCUCACCUGCAGCUGCAGGCCUCUCUGAGCCCGUCUCCUGCUGAGGUCAGUGCGUGUCUGUGGGCCGACAGCCGGCUGGUCAGAGCCGCCGUGUCCGCCCUGGACGGAGAGGACGCAGAGGACGCAGAGGACGCAGAGGACGCAGAGGACGGACUGCAGAGCAGCGUCAGGUAUUCACACCUGCAGCCUGAACCAGCUCAGACUAGAACAGAGAAGAUGUGA